Pistacia vera is the source of this 989-nucleotide messenger RNA. Its product is annotated as poly [ADP-ribose] polymerase tankyrase-like. The coding region runs from base 112 to 732 and encodes 206 amino acids. The record is from RefSeq and is a predicted model, not a curated record. Gene Ontology annotation, molecular function: protein binding. NCBI's taxonomy places the organism in Eukaryota, Viridiplantae, Streptophyta, Magnoliopsida, Sapindales, Anacardiaceae. The transcript is spliced from 6 exons. Gene Ontology annotation, biological process: protein ubiquitination; positive regulation of protein catabolic process.
UGACUGACAAAACCCUAGGCUAGAAAGCUUGGACCUUUUCGAAGCUCUUGCUGUUUUCCUAUUGAAAGAAUCAACAGCAUAAACUUAAAAUUAAUUGAGAUAGAAAGAGUAAUGGCGGUACCGCGCAAUGGAAUGAUGGAAGAAGAUGAUAACGAAGAGGACAAUGCUCUCUUCGAAGAAGAUGGCGUCAAUAUCGACCUCGAAUCCGACACUCCUCCGCAUCUCCGCGAACUCGCCGCCGCCGCUCAGCUCGGUGACGUUCAAGCCCUCCGUCUCGCUCUAGAUAACUUGAGUGGUAGCAUUGAUGAACCGGUUGAAGAUGGAGACACUGCUCUCCAUCUGGCCUGUCUAUAUGGCUACGUGCCUUGUGUCCAGUUACUCUUGGAAAGAGGGGCUAAUAUGGAGGUUAGGGAUGAAGAUGGAGCAAUACCUCUGCAUGAUGCUUCUGCUGGAGGAUUUAUUGAGAUAGUACAAUUUCUCAUUAACAGUGCUAACAACACAGAACGUGUGAAAAGGAUGUUGGAAACGGUUGAUGCAGAAGGUGAUACUCCUCUUCAUCACGCGGCAAGAGGUGAACAUGAAGAUGUUAUAAGAUUGUUGCUAGAUUCUGGUGCUUCUCCUACAAAGGCAAACUUAUAUGGGAAGAUCCCAAGCGAGCUAGCUGAUCCUCACACUGAGGCUAGGAGAAUCUUGGAAGCUGCUGCUAAUGCUAAUGCUAACGCUAAUGCUUAGGCUUGCCAGUCACCUUGACCUGAUAGUUGAAAAUAUUAAACCUUUUUGCUUUUGGGUGCUGUUUUUAGUUGUUUUCAUAGUUAGGUUACAGCAAGUUUUAGAUGCAGAGAAAUAUUUUCUUUCUACUGCUCUCAGAACCCUAAAUGGAAGAAGGGAGCAGAUAACUAUUCUAUACAUCUUAUUUAUGAGGGAAUAUACUUAAUAUAAACAAAUUCUUAUAUAAGUGAUAGUUUUUUCCUUUGUCAUAUUUGAUGUAU